Molecule: messenger RNA, 1708 nt
Organism: Oncorhynchus kisutch (coho salmon)
Lineage: Eukaryota; Metazoa; Chordata; Actinopteri; Salmoniformes; Salmonidae
Product: CMRF35-like molecule 1
Exons: 4
Coding region: 442-1176 (244 amino acids)
Cellular component (GO): plasma membrane
Molecular function (GO): transmembrane signaling receptor activity
Source: RefSeq, a predicted model, not a curated record
AGAGAGAGAGAGAGAGAGAGAGAGAGAGAUGGAGAGAACAGAGAGAGAGAGAGAACUGUGGGGUGUCAGAGGAAGGAGGAGCUUCAAUAAAGGAAAAAUCAUCAUUUCAUUAACACUGCUGUCAAACUAGUAGCCGACAGACAAGCUGUUGUGUACCUGUGCUAGCUGGUAGUAUAGUAGUAACUUUAACUGUAUAGUAACUGUGGUAGUAUAGUAACUGUAAUAGUAAAGUAACUUUAACAGUAUAGUAACUGUGGUAGUAAAGUAACUUUAACAGUAUAGUAACUCUGAUAGUAAAGUAACAUUAACAGUAUAGUAACUGUGGUAGUAAAGUAACUUUAACAGUAUAGUAACUGUGGUAGUAAAGUAACUUUAGCAGUAUAGUAACUGUGAUAGUAAAGUAACUUUAACAGUAUAGUAACGGAGGAGUAACUGUCCAGAAUGAAGAUAAUCCAUCUUAUCUCUUGCUGUCUCCUCUCAGCUCUGUGUGUUGUGGAGUCAGCUGGCAUUAAUGUGACGGGGGUCGUAGGAAGACAAGUCAAAAUCAACUGUUCUUAUUCAUGGGCAGAGGACAAUGACAAAUAUUUCUGUAAGGAAAGCUGCUCCAAGAAUGAUAUUCUCAUUCAGAGCGAUGGUAAGCAAAAUUACAAAAACAAAGACAGAUUCUCCAUCCUGAACACAAUAAAUGGAGUUUUCACUGUGACCAUAACUAAACUGGAGAAGUCCGACUCUGGGAAAUACUGGUGUGGAGUGAACAGAUUAUUGAAGGACACCUAUACUGAAGUCCAUCUCAAAGUUACAGACGCUCCUCCCACUUCUACACCAUCACCUGUCACCUCCAGACCCCAUGUCUCCACAACCCUCCCAAACCUCUCUACAACCCUCCCAAACCUAUCUACAACAUCCUCUAACCUCUUCACAACGUGUCUGGCAUCUGGAGAUAUCAGUGGUCACUCUUCAUCAAGAGCAGGUCUGAUGGUGUGGACCAGUGCUGGUCUGGUAGUCAUGGUGACAGUGUUAGGUCUGGUCCUGCUCCUGUUCUACAGACAGAGGAGAGGAACCAGGAGAACACCACCACCACCAGUCUCCUCCAACACACAACCUGACCCUGCUGGAGAGGUGAGAGAUACAAGGAAGGGUGUGUGUGUGUGUGUAGACAUGGAGGUGGUAAACUAAACAUUAAGGGUUGAGUGUGUGAGUCUACAGCCUCUAGUGGGAUUCUACUGUCGUCUUGUAUUAAGUCCAUGAAGAAAAACAGUGGCAAACAACACAUGUUGAUGGUUGAGGACACAUAGAAGAUACCCUGCUGUGCACCUCUCUAAAGACACUCCAGAAGAUGCCCUCUACUCUACAGCCCAGCUACCCAAAAUAAUGUAGUACUAUAGAAUAUAUACAAGGAAUGUGUCCCAAAUGACACCCUAUUAUCUAUCCCCCAUAUGGACCCUGGACAAAGGCAGUGCUCUAUAGAGAACAAGGUGCCAUCUGGGAUGAAGAGAAGCUCCCUGUAGAGAGAUGAAGGGUUGUCACCACAGAGCCACCAUCUUGGAAUGACAUGAAAAAAACAAUCCCUUUCCUGUUUCAAAUCCUCCUUGACAGGUACUGUGACAGGAGUAGUGAAGGUACUGUAACAGGAGUAGUGAAAGUACUGUAACAGGAGUAGUGUAGGGUGUAGUGAAGGUACUGUAACAGGAGUAGUGUAGGGUGUAGU